Euleptes europaea (tarantolino) is the source of this 1396-nucleotide messenger RNA. RefSeq names its product STE20 related adaptor beta (gene STRADB). The record is from RefSeq and is a predicted model, not a curated record. The coding region runs from base 116 to 1366 and encodes 416 amino acids. Gene Ontology annotation, biological process: protein phosphorylation. The transcript is spliced from 12 exons. Gene Ontology annotation, molecular function: protein serine/threonine kinase activator activity; ATP binding; protein kinase activity. Lineage: Eukaryota; Metazoa; Chordata; Lepidosauria; Squamata; Sphaerodactylidae.
CUCCUUCGGUCCCGUCGGGGGCUCCUUGGGGAGCGCGGCCCCCUCGCCUCAGCUGCCUACGCCCAUCCCGGGUAAAUGGGUUUGCAUGACAUUUCCUACAAACUAAGGCAGUUCCAUGUCUUGCUUGGACUGUUCCUGUAUUCUACGGACACGAGUUGAAUCCUUUGGAGCAGAAAAGAACUCUGAGGACAGCAGCAGUCAAGACUCGACAGAUGAAUCUGCUGUGUUUUGGAGCCAUUCACCUAGAAGAGGAGAUGAACAAAUAUCAUGGUCCUCCGAUGUAUCACAUUAUGAUCUCCAGGUGGAAAUAGGAAAGGGAUGCAACGACUUGACUUCGGUCUACCUCGCCCGCCAUAUCCCUACAGGAAGGCCGGUGGCUGUUAGGAUUACAGAUCUGGAGAGAUGUUCUGAAGAACGCUUGAAAGCUUUGCAAAAUGAGGUGACAUUAUGCCACGCCUUUCGACAUCCCAAUAUCAUGACCCUUUGGGCAGUGUUCACCACUGGAAGCUGGCUCUGGGUCAUUUCUCCUUUCAUGGCCUAUAGUUCAGCCAGUCAUCUGCUGAGGACUUAUUUCCCUGACGGCAUGAGUGAAGCGUUGAUAGGAAAUAUCCUGUUUGGCGCCAUUAGCGGGUUAAGCUACAUGCACCACCAUGGCUACAUUCACAGAAGCAUUAAAGCUAGCCACAUACUGAUUUCCGGGGAUGGCCUAGUUUAUCUGUCUGGCUUAAACCACCUUUACAGUUUAGUCAACAAUGGACAAAGGUUAAAAGCUGUAUACGACUUCCCCCAGUUUAGUACAUCAGUGCUUCCUUGGCUGAGUCCUGAACUACUGAGACAGGAUAUAUAUGGAUAUAAUGUGAAAUCCGACAUCUACAGUGUGGGGAUUACAGCAUGUGAAUUAGCUAACGGGCGUGUACCGUUUCAGGAUAUGCCUCGCACACAGAUGCUGCUGCAGAAACUGAAAGGCCCCCCGUACUGUCCCUGGAGUUCCAAUACUUUCCCAUGCAGUGAAUCCAGGAUAAAAAAUUCCCGGUCGGGGAUUGACUCCGGAAUCGGCGAGAGCAUGACGCGCACGAUGACCAGCGAGAGGCUGCAGACGCCUCCCAAGACCUUCUCCCCUGCUUUUCAUAACUUGAUAGAGCUCUGCUUGCAGCAGGAUCCCGAGAAAAGGCCUUCAGCCAGAGGUCUUCUGUCACACACUUUUUUCAAGCAGGUGAAAGAGCAAAGCAAAGGUUCGUUGCUUUCGCUGUUGUCUCCCGCUAUCCAGCACACCCAGUCGCAAAUACCAGCAGUGCAUUCGUCAGCCCUUUGGAGUAAGUCUAAAUGUCUUUUCACAAACGAGAGAGAGAGAUACUGGGAAUUCUAGAGCAAUGUCGUCCUACUUCUGCCAUAUGUC